Cololabis saira (Pacific saury) is the source of this 828-nucleotide messenger RNA. It is a transcript of the gene cks2, whose product is annotated as CDC28 protein kinase regulatory subunit 2. The transcript has 3 exons. Gene Ontology annotation, biological process: regulation of mitotic cell cycle. Bases 101 to 331 code for a protein of 76 amino acids. Lineage: Eukaryota; Metazoa; Chordata; Actinopteri; Beloniformes; Belonidae. The record is from RefSeq and is a predicted model, not a curated record. Gene Ontology annotation, cellular component: SCF ubiquitin ligase complex; cyclin-dependent protein kinase holoenzyme complex. Gene Ontology annotation, molecular function: histone binding; ubiquitin binding; protein kinase binding.
UCUCAGAAAACAGCGGCAGAUGACAGCAACCCGUUUCGCUCGUAAACGUCGCUUCGUAUCAAACUUCUAAACACAUUUUCUGGAUUUUAACGAGGACAAAAUGUCCAAAAAACAGAUAUUCUAUUCCGACAAGUACAACGAUGAAGAGUAUGAGUACAGGCAUGUUGUUCUUCCGAAGCAGCUGUCUAAACUGGUGCCUUCCUCCCAUCUGAUGGCGGAGGACGAGUGGAGAGGACUGGGGGUGCAGCAGAGCAAGGGCUGGAUCCACUACAUGAUCCACAAGCCAGAGCCACACAUACUGCUCUUCAGGAGACCUCUUCCAAAAGAAUGAAUGGGACCAUCUGUAUGUUUCUGUCCAUGUGUAUGUUUUUUCUUUUUUAUUUGUUUUUGUUCAUGUAUAUUGUCACUGGGCUGUACACCUAUCUCUAUAUAUGUUGUACUGUAUUGUGUAGAACCUCUUUAGUUGUAUACAAUGAUUUGUUCUUUUAAAUUCCCUCAGUUUUCAGAGGUAAUGAAACAAAGGAGUUGAUUCCACUGUGAAUGUUAAACAAAAUGAAAGUUUGCAUGUCAGUUGUACACUUUAAAAAUGUCUUUUGAAAUGUUUUUUUUCACGUUAUUUUGAUCAAGAUUGAUUGAUUUAUUUACUGAUGGGUCAUACAGUCAGGGGGGGUUUCUUCCUCAAAUGUUUUCUCAAAGUUCUUGGAAGAUUUAUUAUAUUUUAAACUUAUGCUUAUGUUAAGUCCAUAUGUUAUUAGAUAUUCCAGAUCCACAGCUAAUUCAGCAGGUUUUUUGUUGCUCAAGGAACAAAAUAAAAUUAGUUGUCAUGUA